Messenger RNA from Trichomycterus rosablanca, 3663 nucleotides. RefSeq names its product connector enhancer of kinase suppressor of Ras 2a (gene cnksr2a). Lineage: Eukaryota; Metazoa; Chordata; Actinopteri; Siluriformes; Trichomycteridae. The record is from RefSeq and is a predicted model, not a curated record. Gene Ontology annotation, biological process: regulation of signal transduction. The transcript is spliced from 20 exons. Gene Ontology annotation, cellular component: membrane; cytoplasm. Gene Ontology annotation, molecular function: protein binding. Bases 252 to 3179 code for a protein of 975 amino acids.
UAUGCGAUGCGGCAUAUCCAGCUGGAGCGGCACCGCACCGCACCUCGGGAUGAGACGCGGCGUGAGAAGCGUUCUGGCACUGCGCGCUCAGCACGAUGAAUAAACCCGGUACGAAUCCGGAGCCUCUGGGAGAAUAAACCCCCAAAAAAUCGUUACAGGUGCGGGACCUGAUCAAACCAGGCGGUGAUCUACCGGCAUCCGCUUUCCCAACCCCCGCAGAGUGGGAAGAAAGGACGGAGGAAAGUUUCCCGAUGGCCCUUGUCAUGGAACCAGUGAGCAAAUGGAGCCCCAGUCAAGUGGUGGACUGGAUGAAAGGCCUGGACGACUGCCUGCAGCAGUACAUCAAAAACUUCGAGCGAGAGAAAGUCGGAGGGGACCAGUUGCUCCGGAUCACCCAUCAGGAGCUCGAGGAUCUCGGGGUGUCACGCAUCGGUCACCAAGAGCUGAUCCUGGAGGCUGUGGAUCUGCUCUGUGCACUGAAUUACGGGCUGGAAACAGAGAACCUGAAGACUCUUUCUCACAAGCUUAACGCUUCUGCCAAGAACCUGCAGAACUUCAUUACCGGCCGUCGACGCAGCGGCCACUACGAUGGACGCAACACACGGAAACUGCCCAACGACUUCCUCACCUCUGUGGUCGACCUGAUCGCCGCUGCGAAGAGCCUACUGGCCUGGCUGGAUAGGUCCCCUUUUGCAGCUGUGACGGACUACUCGGUGACCAGGAACAACGUCAUCCAGCUGUGCCUGGAACUCACUACUAUAGUACAGCAGGACUGCACUGUAUACGAGACGGAGAAUAAGAUCCUACAUGUGUGUAAGACUCUAUCGGGGGUUUGCGAUCACAUCAUCUCUCUGUCUUCGGAUCCUUUGGUCUCCCAGUCGGCCCAUCUCGAGGUGGUUCAGCUGGCCAACAUCAAGCCCAGCGAGGGUCUGGGCAUGUAUAUCAAGUCCACAUACGAUGGCCUUCACGUCAUUACUGGAACCACUGAAGGGUCUCCAGCCGACCGCUGUAAGAAGAUCCACGCCGGUGACGAGGUGAUCCAGGUGAACCACCAGACAGUGCCUGUUGCUCCCAAGAGCCCCACCAGCAGCUCGGCUACUCCCACCAGCACCAUCAGUACGCCUUCCAAACGGGACAGCUCUGCCCUCCACGAUCUCUUCAUCCCACCCCCUCCUUCCGAGCCUUACACGCCCAGGGAUGAGCAGGGCAACCUUCCGGUCGAGGAACGGGGUCAGGGUGGAGGUCCAAUAGCCAAAGGCUCAGAGUCGCCCAACUCGUUCCUGGAUCAGGAGUACCAACGGCGGUUUCCUGUCAUGGAGGAGGAGGCCGUGCUUUACUGCUACGAGUUCGAGCCAAGCCGUGGGGAGAGACGCAGAGAUGCCACGCCCACUUAUGGUCGAUUAAGGCCGAUCUCCAUGCCAGUGGAGUAUAACUGGGUACCCGACUAUGAAGAUCCAGCCAGACUGAAAAGAGAGGGCAGACGAGAUAACUCUGUGCUACGCUACGUGAACGAAGAGAAGUUACCCGAGGAGUACCUGACCGGCCGCAGCGCCAAACGCGACACUGGCAAACGGUCAAAGAAGAAGGCAGAGAAAGGAGGUAGCCCCUCUCACUACACCCUGCUUCCCGCUCUGCAGAUGGAAGUGCUACGUCAGGAGUCCAUGUCCACGCCCAGCUCAGACUCCACCUCGCUCUACCACACAUUCCAGGGAUCCUCACUGCUCUCCAAAACCAAGAAGAAAAGCAAAGGUGCCCCCCUGUCCUCCAUCAGCAAGAGAAGAAUCUCGUGCAAGGACCUGGGACGUGGCGACUGCGAGGGUUGGCUCUGGAAGAAAAAGGACGCCAAAAGCUACUUCUCUCAGAAAUGGAAGAAGUACUGGUUCGUCCUGAAGGGUGCCUGCUUGUACUGGUACAUGAACGAGGAGGAUGAAAAGGCUGAAGGUUUUGUCAGCCUCCCGGAGUUCAAAAUCGACCGUGCCAGUGAAUGCCGCAAGAAAUAUGCAUUUAAAGCGUGCCACCCCAAAAUCAAGAGUUUCUACUUCGCGGCCGACGGAGUGGACGACAUGAACAGGUGGCUGAGUCGGCUGAACAUGGCAGCGGCCGGCUACGCGGAGAGAGAGAAGAUGCGUCAGGAGCAAGCUGACUACUGGAGUGAAAGUGACCAUGAGGACAAUGAGACGCCUUCUACACCCAAGCAGGACAGUCCACCACCCCCGUAUGACACGUACCCACGACCUCCUUCGCAAAUGACCUGCGCAAGUCCUUACCUGGGUCCCAAGCACGGCCGCCUGUCAUCCACCGAGACCUCGCAUUCCCGCUCGUCUCACGAGGAGUACCGUUCCGACCCCCCGGGAGGGGGCGGCAGCAGCAGCGGCGGCGGCUCCCCGGCCCGGAAGUCGGCCAGCCAGCGCCGUUCGUGGCAGGACCUGAUCGAGACGCCGCUCACCAGUUCUGGCCUGCACUACCUACAGACGCUCCCCCUGGAGGACGCCGUUUUUACAGAGCCCGGAACGGGCGUGUCUCCGGAGCGCCGGCGCCAGUCCACGCUACCCGCCAACCGCACACUCUUGCAGGAGCACUACGGUCCCUUCGAUCUGCAAGAGGGCGAGCGACUUCGAGACCCUUCGUCUGUGGGAGGGAAACCCCGCAGCUAUACAUUACCUCGCGACAGUGGGCUACACGGGCUUCUCACGCCUUCCGUUAGCAUGGCUGAGCAACAGGAGCCUCCGCACAGGGACGCAGGCGGGGAGCGGGAGCAAGAGCGUCAGCGCCGCGCGGACUCGCUGGGCGACUUGUACCGAGCGCUAGAGCGGGCCGGGUUAUCUCCUCUGGGUGAGCCGCUCCUCUCCACCCGUCUGGAGUACAAGCAUUCGUUCGUGCGCCGCUGCAGCGACCCGCUACUCAACGACAAAGUGCAUCGCCUGCGCAUCCUGCAGAGCACGCUCAAGGACAGGGAAGGCGAGAUAGCAGCGAUCGACAAGCUGCUGACCAAUCCUAAGCUCACGUCCUCCGACCUCCAGGAGUGGAAGAAAACCUACCUGGAGCUGUUUCCGUCCGAGGACAAAAAGGAGCGCCAGCCUAGCCCGGUGUCGGAGCCCAGCCCGGCCUCCACUCCCGAACCUACGCCUCGUACCCCGUCCCUUUCACACACGCACUCCUACAUCGAGACUCACGUCUGACACACACACGCACUCUGGUCUCUAGCCGGAGCGUGUUAAAGACCGAACGGUAUAACAUGAUACUCGAAGAUUGACGGUAUUUGUGAAUCCUACCAGAAGUCAACGUCUGGUUGGUGUGAAAAGCUUCAUCCUGACCGGCUUCCAGUCGCAAACAAAACAGGUUUACCUGCUGACCGCCGACCCCUGGAUUCCAGUGUUUUGGUUACAGGUUUGACUGCCAGCCAACCGUUUCCUGAGCUUACACAGGGAGGAAAGGCGGUCGCUUACACACAGCAAUAGGACGCCUGAACGGACUAGAAGUUGGGACCCUGGGACAAAAAAUGAGAACUUUAAAGGAGCUACUCUUGGUCUGUGAUGCUGUCUUUUUUUGUAGGAGCCACAAUGUCUACGCUGAUAUGCGCUUGAUGAGCUUUUUUGUGACUAGAAACGUUACUGCUUCUGUUUCUCUUACAUAGUUGGUAAAUUGCAACCAGGAAAACCUUCA